Molecule: messenger RNA, 1401 nt
Organism: Aspergillus mulundensis
Lineage: Eukaryota; Fungi; Ascomycota; Eurotiomycetes; Eurotiales; Aspergillaceae
Product: aldehyde dehydrogenase family protein
Exons: 4
Coding region: 1-1401 (466 amino acids)
Molecular function (GO): aldehyde dehydrogenase (NAD+) activity
Source: RefSeq, a predicted model, not a curated record
AUGUCGAACCAAGUCCGCACUCUCUCGCCUUCGACCGGAAAAGUCCUCUUUGAGCACCCUGGCGCCACUAUCGAACAAGUCACUCAGAUCGCCCAGGCCUCCGAAGAUGCGUUCCGCAGCUACAGGGAACUAUCCCUCGACCAACGGAAAGCUAUCGUCGUCAAGGCCCUGGAGGUCAUAGACGCGAACAAGGAGACCCUUGCGCAAGAACUGUCCUCGCAGAUGGGACGCCCGAUCUCAUACACUGCUGGUGAAAUUGAUACGAUGCGCAAGCGAGCCAACUACCUUCUCGAUCAGGCAGAGGAAGCUCUCAAGACUAUUCCGGGGCAAGAGGAGGAUGGUUUCAAGAGAUUCGUUAAGAAGGGACCAGUUGGUCCGGUGCUCCUUGCAACUGCGUGGAACUACCCCUACCUGAUCACCAUCAACGCUCUUGUCCCCGCACUCCUAGCCGGAAACACCGUGAUCCUCCGUCCAUCUCCUCAGACCCCGCUAUUUGGCGAUCGCCUCCUCGAAUACUUUGAACAGGCUGGUCUUCCCAAGAACGUUCUGCAGGUGGUGCAUCUGGGUGCGUGGGAGGUUCUCGAUGAGAUCGUCAAGAUCCCUCAGAUUAAGCUCGUUUCUUUCGUUGGCUCUACGCAGGGUGGUAUUCGUCUCCGUCAGGCGACCGCUGGCCGAAUUCUACCAUUGAACUUGGAACUUGGUGGCAACGACCCGGCCUACGUUCGCCCUGAUGCGGACCUCAAGUACACUGCCGCGCAGGUUGUUGAUGGCGCAGUCUUUAACUCCGGCCAGAGCUGUUGCUCUAUCGAGCGAAUCUACGUGCACGCAGAUGUGCACGACGCUUUCGUCGCCGAGGUUCAGAAGGAGCUGGCAACCUACAAACUCGGCGAUCCUCUCGACAAGGCCACUACUACGGGUCCGGUAAUCUCCCACCAAGCGGUCAAGAACAUUCAGUCACACAUUGACGACGCCCUGUCUCGUGGUGCUGUCGACUCGACGCCCAAGAACUCUACCUUCGAGAGCCUGCCAACUGAAGGAAGCUUUAUCGCUCCCCGAGUCCUCACUAACGUAUCGCAAGAUAUGCGCGUCAUGCGCGAGGAAACGUUCGGCCCGGUCGUCCCUAUCAUGAAAGUUCAGAGCGACGACGAGGCAGUAGCACUUAUGAACGACAGCGACUACGGCCUGACUGCUAGCGUCUGGACCAAGGACAUCAAGGCUGGCGAAGACUUGAUCGAGCGCAUCGAGGCAGGAACCGUCUUCAUCAACCGAUGCGACUAUCCCGCUCCGGACCUCGCCUGGGUUGGCUGGAAGAACUCUGGCCUGGGCUGCUCUCUCGGUCCUCAGGCCUUCGACGCAUUCUACAAGCUAAAGAGCUACCACAUUCGCACGACUCACGGCUAG